UCCGCCCCGGGCAGCUGUGAAGCGCGGCGGCCGGGCAGUUUUCGGCAUGGCAGUGGACUGGCUCGGCUUUGGUUAUGCCGCUCUGGUGGCAUCAGGAGGGGUCAUUGGCUACGCAAAAGCAGGUAGUGUCCCAUCACUAGCUGCUGGCCUUCUGUUUGGAAGUUUGGCUGGACUGGGCGCCUAUCAGCUCUCACAGAAUCCAAAUAAUGUUUGGAUUUCUCUCCUUACAUCUGGAACACUGACUGCCGUCAUGGGAACAAGAUUUUACAACUCCGGAAAAUUCAUGCCUGCAGGGCUAAUUGCUGGUGUCAGUUUGCUAAUGGUUGGAAGAUUAGCGCUGAAGAUGGUGGAAAAGACCCACGAUAAGUAACUGUUGAUUUUAAAGUUUAAUAUCUGAAUAAAGAAAUCUGAUACUGAAGUUGCAUGAACACAGAAGCAAGAAGAUGGAACAAUUUUCUCUAUCA
Nestor notabilis (Kea) is the source of this 464-nucleotide messenger RNA. It is a transcript of the gene TMEM14C, whose product is annotated as transmembrane protein 14C. Gene Ontology annotation, biological process: regulation of heme biosynthetic process. Gene Ontology annotation, cellular component: mitochondrial membrane. The transcript has 5 exons. Bases 47 to 370 code for a protein of 107 amino acids. Lineage: Eukaryota; Metazoa; Chordata; Aves; Psittaciformes; Psittacidae. The record is from RefSeq and is a predicted model, not a curated record.